AUGCAACAAGCAUUUUCUAAACUCAAGUUAAAAAGCAAAGCACAUGAUGUGCCCCAAGCUGAACCGGCUUUGACUGCUGGUAAGCCACCAUCUACAAAACAAAUUUAUCAAUCGAGAUUAAACUAUGGUGUCAAUUUCGGUUCGAGUUUUGUUUUGGAGAAAUGGAUCUUUCAUGACUUGUUUUCCGAAACUAAAGGCGAUACUGAACUUGACGCUGUGUCAUCCUUGGUGGAUAAGUUUGGUGUUGACGAAACAAGAACAAAAUUUGAAAACCACUGGAAUAAUUAUGCUACUGCUGAUGAUUGGAAGUGGCUUGCACAGAAUGGAGUCAAUUCUAUCAGAUUGCCAAUUGGAUAUUGGGAUGUUGAUGGCGGUAGCUUUACUUCCGGGUUCAAAUUUGAAAAGUACAAAGCUGUAUAUGCUAAUGCCUGGAAAAUCAUCAAAAAGAAUUACAUUGAAGCCGCAUUGCAACAUAAAAUAUCAGUGAUUGUUGAUGUCCAUGGUCUUCCAGGUGGUGCCAACAAGUCUGGUCAUUCUGGAGAGAGUGGUGGUUCUGGAAGUUUUUGGAAGGAUGACAAGGCGCAAAUAUCGAUGGCCAAAUUAGCAGGCUGGAUUGCAAAUGAUUUGAAAAAAUAUGAAAACAUUGCAGGAAUUCAAGUAGUCAAUGAAGCUGAUUUCGCAGACCCUGCUAAGCACCAAGCCACCUACUAUGCUGCAUGUGUCACCGAGGUGCGCAAGAGUGAUAAACUGGUUCCAGUCAUCAUUUCAGAUGGAUGGUGGCCAGACCAAUGGGUGAAAUGGGUUCAAGACGAACAAGGAGAUGAUGGUUACAUUGGUGUGGUUGUGGAUGACCAUGUGUACCGAUGCUUUUCUGACUCCGAUAAGGGUAAGUCACCCCAGCAGCUUACAGACGAUCUCAAUGGUGACGUUUUGACAAACUUGACCGAUAAUGGAAACGGUGUUGAUUUCAUUGUUGGUGAAUGGUCCUGUGUGAUUGAUCAAAAGAGUUGGGAUAAAGUAGGUGACGCAAAUAGGGAUGAAUUGGUGAAGAAAUAUGGUCAAGCAGAAAGUCAAAUAUUUACACAAAGAAGUAGUGGAUAUUAUUUCUGGACAUACAAGUUUCAAUCAGGAAAUGGCGGUGAAUGGGAUUUCAAAACCAUGACUGAAAAGGGUGCACUCCAGCCAUUCGCCAAACCUUCAAAUAAGCCUUCGGAUGACCAGCUCCAACAAGCUGCCAAUAAUGCAGCCAAUGCGCACGCCGACUACUGGAAGCAACAAGAUUCUAAAGGUUCAUACAAACCAGAUCUUUAUAAGGAUGGUUUUACCACUGCUUGGAAAGAUGCCGAUGCGUUUGCUCAAUUUGAUGGAUCUAGAAUAGGAAGAAAAGAGGCGUUGAAGCGUGCAAGAUUGCAGGAGCACAUCUCGUCAAAGGGAUCACUGAAGAAUGAUUGGGAGUGGAACCAGGGCUACGAUGAAGGAAUCAAGCAAUUUUAUGAAGCAUCCACAUAA
Molecule: messenger RNA, 1509 nt
Organism: Lodderomyces elongisporus
Lineage: Eukaryota; Fungi; Ascomycota; Pichiomycetes; Serinales; Debaryomycetaceae
Gene: EXG3
Product: 17-beta-hydroxysteroid dehydrogenase-like protein
Exons: 1
Coding region: 1-1509 (502 amino acids)
Biological process (GO): glucan catabolic process
Cellular component (GO): cell surface; extracellular region
Molecular function (GO): glucan endo-1,6-beta-glucosidase activity
Source: RefSeq, a predicted model, not a curated record